Carcharodon carcharias (great white shark) is the source of this 1367-nucleotide messenger RNA. RefSeq names its product modulator of VRAC current 1 (gene mlc1). Gene Ontology annotation, biological process: regulation of response to osmotic stress. The record is from RefSeq and is a predicted model, not a curated record. Gene Ontology annotation, cellular component: plasma membrane; cytoplasmic vesicle; endoplasmic reticulum. The transcript is spliced from 12 exons. Bases 63 to 1202 code for a protein of 379 amino acids. Lineage: Eukaryota; Metazoa; Chordata; Chondrichthyes; Lamniformes; Lamnidae.
GCCCCGCUGCACAAUACCGAGUCUGCUAUCACUUGCAUUUUUGCUCAUCAGAACUGUAGAAAAUGACCAAGGAAGAUAAUUACAAAGAAGAAUUUAGCUAUGAUGAAAUGUCUACAUUGGAACGGGGAAAACAGAAUAAUGGAAAUUACACCUUGGACUUUACAUCCAGUGAACUUCAGCUAGAUAGAAAAUUUCAUACUUGUUUUCAUCACAGGGGAUGGAUCUACAGUCUGAUGAUUGGGAGUUGCCUCCUGAUAGUUGUUGGCUUUUCCGUUUAUCUGGGAAAUGUAUUUCCUGAUGAAAUGGACUACUUGCGUUGUGCAGCCGGUUCAUGUAUUCCUGCAGCGGUUGUGAGUUUUGCUAUAGCCAAAAGAAGAGUUAAUGCAAUGCCACACUUCCAGCUUCUGUUUAUCUCAACGUUUGCUAUCACGACAACUUGUAUGAUUUGGUAUGGGUGCAAGCUAGUCCUCAAUCCAGCUGCAUUAAAUAUAAACUUUAAUCUUGUCUUACUUGUACUUCUGGAAAUACUCAUGGCAAGUAAAGUUAUCCUAUCAGCAAGAUCUGACACGGAAUGCUGUAAGAGAAAGAAAGUCCUGUCAUAUGAUGAAACAGCUUUAUUGUGCCACAUAAAAUUCCCAUCUCGUACUCUGAAGUCCUAUUCAGUAGUUGAAGUGAUUGUGGCAAUUUGUGCAGUUUUUGGUGGAAUUAUUGCUCUGAAUAUGGGUGCUCUGGUUCCUGGACCUUACUUAUCUGUGACAUUCUUUUGGAUUUUGGCUGCAUGUUUUCCUGGUGCUAUUGCUAGCCACGUGGCAGCGGAAUAUCCCAGCAAGUUCUUGAUUGAGGUCCUAAUUGCCAUAAGCAGUGUCACAACUCCAAUGCUAUUUACAGCCACUGGAUACCUAUCCUUCAGCAUUAUGAAAUUCAUUAACAUCUUUCGAAUGAGUUCAACAAGUUUGCGUCAGUCUUAUGAUAUAUUGGUGUUUGUUCUGAUGCUUUUGUUGCUGGUCCAGUCCAGCCUCUCACUUGCCACAGUCAUUCACUGCAUGGGCUACAAGCUUCAAAUUAAAUAUUAUGAUUCAACAUGGAAUAUGUCAGACUUCCAAAAGGAGAACUGCAAGACAGUUGAGAUACCCAAAGCCGCCACAAAGGACUUUGACAAAGACAAAGCUUGGAAAGCUGUUAUGGUACAGAUGGUGCAGUAGCAACACACUGUUUCUUGGAUAUGUCUUCAGACAAUAGCACUUGUAUCUGUCAUGUACAUUUAUUUAUCAGUUGGGCAUGUUAGAACUCUGCAUAUCACAUAAAAACUUUAGGUGAACAAUGUAAAUAAUGUCAUUUAUGUUGAAUUAAAUAAGUACUUCUGAAUC